CCAGACAGCAGAGAACAGACUGUAAAGAGAAUCCAGCCUGUCUGCUUACCCAACUCCUCACGCGCCACCUUCUUCCGCCCAAUCAAACCGCCACCACACCACAUGCAAGAAUGUAAACGGCCCCACUAAUGAACUCUCUCUCUAGCAAGUAAUGAAAAUCCCAAAAUCCCGCGCGUAGAACCUGUCAGAAAAUUUCUGAUUUUGUAAGGUUUUUCUAAUUGUACAUUGUUAAACGUUACAAUUAAUUACACUGUUUUUACACAUAGUAUUGCGUAUCUCCAAUUCAAAACCAUGGCCACUCAUUCACUCCAUGUUCAGAUGUCAAUCUCCACCUCACACCAAUGAUAUAAAAGUCCUUUUUGGAAGAGACUAAAGGGUCUUUCUUUCCUUACAUUUUCGAACUUUUCUUCUACUAUUUUCUUGAAUCUCCGAUGUCAGAACCUAAAAGGUACAUUACUUCAGAAGAGCUCAAAAAGCACAAGAAACCGGGGGAUCUGUGGAUUUCUAUUCAGGGUAAGGUGUACGAUGUUUCAGAAUGGGUAAAUCAUCACCCAGGUGGUGAGCAUCCACUCUUGAAUCUUGCCGGUCAGGAUGCAACUGAUGCAUUUGUCGCUUUUCAUCCGGGCACUGCCUGGCAAUAUCUUGAUAAAUUCUUUAAUGGGUUUUACUUUGAAGAUUAUUCUGUUUCUGAUGCAUCCAAGGAUUAUAGGAAGCUUGUUUAUGAGUUUUCAAAGAUGGGGCUUUUUGACAAGAAAGGUCAUACUGUUUUCUUCACUAUGUGUUUUAUAAUAAUCCUUUUCGCUGUGAGUGUUUAUGGUGUUCUUUGCUGUGAAAGCCCAUGGGUGCAUUUGAUUUCUGGUGGUUUAAUGGGGUUUCUUUGGAUCCAAAGUGGUUGGCUUGGGCAUGAUUCUGGGCAUUACCAGAUCAUGCUAACACCAGGGCUUAACAGAUUUGCUCAAGUUCUUACGGGAAAUUGCCUUGCAGGUAUCAGCAUUGAGUGGUGGAAAUGGAACCACAAUUCACACCACAUUGCUUGCAAUAGUCUUGAUUAUGAUCCCGAUCUUCAACAUUUGCCAUUUUUCGCAGUAUCGUCUAAACUUUUUAGCUCUAUCACUUCUUAUUUCUAUGAUAGGAAAUUGAAUUUUGAUUCUUUUGCCAGAUUCUUGGUUAGUAACCAGCAUUUCACAUUUUAUCCUGUCAUGUGUUUUGCUAGAAUUAACUUAUGGGCACAAUCAUUCAUUCUCUUAUUCUCUGAUAGAAAAGUUCCUAAUAGAAUUCAAGAAAUUUUUGGACUGCUUGUAUUCUGGAUUUGGUACCCUUUACUGGUUUCUUGUUUACCAAGUUGGAGUGAAAGAUUAAUGUUUGUUAUAGCCAGUUUUACGGUAUGCGGGAUUCAGCAUGUUCAGUUCUGUUUAAACCAUUUCUCAUCAAGUGUUUAUUUUGGACCCCCAAAAGGAAAUGACUGGUUUGAAAAGCAAACAAAUGGGACUCUUGGGAUUAAAUGUUCAUCUUGGAUGGAUUGGUUUCACGGUGGAUUACAAUUUCAGGUCGAACAUCAUUUGUUUCCUAGGUUACCUCGAUGCCAUCUUAGGAAAAUCUCCCCUUUUGUCAAGGAAUUGUGCAAAAAACAUGGAUUGCCUUACAAUUGUGCAUCGUUCUGGGAAGCUAAUGUUAUGACAGUAGCGACGUUGAAAAAUGCUGCGAUGCAAGCUCGGGAUUUUACAAAGCCGGUGCCGAGGAAUUUAGUUUGGGAAGCUGUCAACACUCAUGGUUGAGAUUGAAGAAUAUUGUUGAGCUUUUGCAGAACUUAUUUCAAUUGUCUCUUUAUCUUCUACUUGGACAUUGUUUCCUUAUGUUAUUUCGAGUAAAAAUGAACUAUGUUUUGUUUUAGUACUAUAAUUCAAGGCUUCAAAUUUUUUCUU
Olea europaea var. sylvestris is the source of this 1922-nucleotide messenger RNA. Its product is annotated as acyl-lipid (9-3)-desaturase-like. The transcript has a single exon. Gene Ontology annotation, biological process: lipid metabolic process. Gene Ontology annotation, cellular component: membrane. The record is from RefSeq and is a predicted model, not a curated record. Bases 432 to 1775 code for a protein of 447 amino acids. Gene Ontology annotation, molecular function: oxidoreductase activity, acting on paired donors, with oxidation of a pair of donors resulting in the reduction of molecular oxygen to two molecules of water. Lineage: Eukaryota; Viridiplantae; Streptophyta; Magnoliopsida; Lamiales; Oleaceae.